GGCCGUGUCGCGAGGAAACCAGACAAAUUAAAACCGGUGCCGUUGGUUUCUGGCUCUCGAUUUCUUUCACUCGGAAUCCGGCCGAGAUAUCGCCGUUAGAAAAUCGCUCGGCGAUCGUCCGCUUGUUCCGCGAAAGAAAACGUCGUCGACGGGCGGUGAACGAAAGCGGAAGAAAAGCGCGUUCGAGCCGAAAACGCGUAAAGUUCGCGACGCUAUAGAGCAACGAUGCGAUUUGUCGGAUAAAACCGGCGGAGAAUUUUUGUGCAAUUUAACCACGAGUUUGUAAAUUAAAUCCGUGGAUUUAGAAGUCGACGCGAAAAGUCCGACGUUAUGAAAGCGACAGCGUUGCAACUGUUUCUCGUUCUCGGAGCGGCUCGCGCCGACGAGGUGGUGCGAUACGACGGCUUCAGAUUGUACAAGAUCUUUGUUCCGGGCAGCGAGGGCCUCGCGGUACUCAAGAAAAUGCAGGACGACGACGGCUACACUUUCUGGGGGCAGCCGCGGGUCAACGACACCACCGACGUUAUGAUGUCGCCGAGGAAGAUCGAGGAGUUCAUGAGCAUCAUGAACGCCACACAAUUAGACCCGGAAUUGAUGAUGGACAACGUGCAACGGUACAUCGACGACGAGAAUCCACGACGGAAUACGAGGGGAGCGUUCGAUUGGUUUGGUUACCAUCGGCUGGACACGAUUUAUCGUUGGCUCGACUCGCUGGUCGCGCAGCAUCCAGAAAUCGUGCAACCCUUGACCGGCGGCCGCAGCUACGAAGGGAGAAGCAUCAGAGGCGUGAAAGUUUCGUUCAAGGAAGGGAAUCCGGGCGUGUUCAUCGAAGGUGGAAUUCACGCCAGAGAAUGGAUAUCGCCGGCCGUUGUAACGUACAUCCUGAAUGAAUUAAUACUGAGCGAGGAUCCCCGUGUCCGAUACAUGGCUGAGUCUUACGACUGGUACAUCUUCCCGGUAUUCAACCCGGAUGGUUACGAGUACACGCAUACCAGGAAUCGACUAUGGCGGAAGACUAGGCAGCCAAGCAGAGGGGGAUGCUAUGGCGCCGAUCCGAACAGAAAUUGGAACUUCCAUUGGGCAGAGGGUGGCACCAGUUCGAAUCCGUGCAGCGAGAUCUACCACGGCAGCAAGCCGUUCUCCGAAACGGAGACGAGGACCAUGUCGGAGUACAUCGACAGCAUUCAGGAGAAGCUGUUCUCGUACAUAGCGUUUCACAGUUACAGCCAGCUGUUGCUCAUCCCUUACGGGCACACGAGAAAAAGGGUCGAGAACUACGCGGAUCUGUAUCAAAUCGGGAACGCCUCCGUGAACGCCCUGUCGAAGCGAUAUGGGACCAGAUACAAAGUCGGGAACAUCGUCGACGUAAUAUAUGUUGCAUCCGGUGGAUCCAUGGACUGGGUGCGGGGAACAUACAAGAUUCCUGUAACAUUCACGUACGAGCUUCGGGACACGGGACGAUACGGUUUUAUUCUGCCGGCAAGCCAAAUAAUACCAACUGCGGAGGAAACGAUGGAUUCUUUGGUUGCCAUGUUCCAGCACGCCGCGGAACUCGGUUACGGAUCAUCCUCGACGAAAUGAGACAACGGUACAUAUUCGGUUCUACAUGGAUGAUGUUUUAAAGAGGGAAUAUAACGAAUCUCGCUUAAGCGUGACACUAUUGUACGACGGUAUCGAUCGCAAAGAUCUGAUUAUAAUAUACAUUAUAAUUACACGUUAAGGUAUAUAAUAUACAUUAUAAUUUCAUUAAGGUAUAUAAUAUACCUUAUGAUUACAUUAAGGUAUAUAAUAUAUCUCAUAAUUACAUUAAGGUACAUAAUAUACAUUAUAAUUAUAUUAAGGUAUAUAAUAUAUCAUAUAAUUACAUGUUCGUAUAUACUAUAAUUUACAUUGAGGUAUAUAAUGUACCUGAUAAUUACAUGAUCAUAUAUAUAAAUGUAGAAAUUGUCCAAUAUUUAAACAAUAUUGAAUCUGUAGAGACUAGGAAAGGACUGAGCGUGAUGUGAAGACAGAGAAUAUCGCGUACCGUAUCUACAACUAAGAUUAUAACUACUCGUUUAACUCUA
Megalopta genalis is the source of this 2066-nucleotide messenger RNA. NCBI's taxonomy places the organism in Eukaryota, Metazoa, Arthropoda, Insecta, Hymenoptera, Halictidae. The record is from RefSeq and is a predicted model, not a curated record.